AUGUCGCCUUGGAACAGCACCGCUACAAGCCCUACAUUGGUCCCUUCGCCCACCAUGCCCAGCACCCCCGACCUUGACUUGGCAGCUUUGUAUUUGGGCGGUGACGCUGCUCCGGAGAUGAUGGGCAGAAAGAUAUCGGAGCCCGAGUGCCGAGCCAAGUCUCGGGGAAUAACCUCCAGACUGAGAACAUUGGUCGGUUGGGGUACCGUCGAGUCCGAGUGA
Molecule: messenger RNA, 222 nt
Organism: Cryptococcus amylolentus CBS 6039
Lineage: Eukaryota; Fungi; Basidiomycota; Tremellomycetes; Tremellales; Cryptococcaceae
Exons: 2
Coding region: 1-222 (73 amino acids)
Source: RefSeq, a predicted model, not a curated record